Messenger RNA from Striga asiatica, 462 nucleotides. Lineage: Eukaryota; Viridiplantae; Streptophyta; Magnoliopsida; Lamiales; Orobanchaceae. The record is from the annotation of a GenBank genome assembly.
AUGCUCCUCAUCAAUUUCGAUUCCCAAUCAGUCAGAAGGAAGAGUAGAUUCAGAUUUGAUAAAAGAUGGCUCACUAAAGAAGGAGUGAAGGAGGUUAUUGAAGAAGCAUGGACCAAACCAACAGAGGGAACCCCAAUGUUCAAAGUUAAGGAAAAAAUCAAAGCUACUAGAAUUGCCCUUUUGUCUUGGAUUAGCUUGCAGAGUGGCAGAAACUCCCAAAUUUUGGGAUACCCCUGGAUUAAAACACUGAAUUUUCAGAGAAUUGCUUUCAAAGAAGAAACCCAUACAACCUGUUCUUGGGUUCAUGAACUGCUGGAUCCAAAUGGCAGGGAGUGGAAUUCUGAGCUGGUGAACUCCCUUUUUGAAGCAGAUGUUGCAGAAGCUAUUCUUAAGCUGAAUCAUUUGAAUCCUGCAAAACAAGAUGGCUGGCUCUGGCAGAAUGCAAGCAAAGGACCAUUCUCU